Carica papaya (papaya) is the source of this 1107-nucleotide messenger RNA. It is a transcript of the gene PNSB5, whose product is annotated as NAD(P)H dehydrogenase 18. The record is from RefSeq and is a predicted model, not a curated record. Gene Ontology annotation, biological process: response to oxidative stress. Lineage: Eukaryota; Viridiplantae; Streptophyta; Magnoliopsida; Brassicales; Caricaceae. Gene Ontology annotation, cellular component: chloroplast.
GUUAGUACCUGUGAAUGUGACUACAAAUAUUUAUCAUCAUACAUAUCUUAUCUAUAUAUAGGUCAGUCAUAAGUUUUCAGUGUCUGUCGAUAUUACUGCAAGUAUUUGUCGUCAUAGAUAUCUUAUCUGUAUAAGAUUAGAGGAAAGAAAAUCAACCGUAAAAUUGUAUAAGAUUACAACAUUGAGGCUAGGAAGAUAAAAGAGAAAUGGCGGUACAUUCGUCAGCCUCAGUUCUCUCGGUCAAUUCAGUGCCCAAACUCAGCUCAUAUCUCGCUGAAACUAGGGUUAGGGUUUGGGACCAGAGUAACAAGUGGCCUGUUCAUCUCCGGUUGACCGGAAUUAGCAGCGGCAGAUGCAGACUACAGAGAGUAUAUGCAGGGUUGUCUGAGAUUGAACCCGAUCUCAACGAAGACCCCGUUGACCGGUGGGAGAUUAACAGCAUCAGCUCAGAGGAUUUUAAAUAUGGGGAGUAUGAUGGCCAUCAUACAUUCCAUGAAGGAGAGGAGGAAAAAGGAACAUUUUGGGGAGCAAUUGCAGAGGAUAUUGCGGCUGUAGAGCCCCCUACAGGUUUUCAAGGGCUUAUCUCAUGGCUUUUCCUUCCAGCAAUUGCUGCUGGGAUGCUGCUCAAUGUUCCGGGGGAGUACUUGUACAUUGGAGCAGCAUUGUUUACAGUGAUAUUUUGCAUAAUUGAGAUGGACAAACCCGAUAAGCCCCACAACUUUGAACCCCAGAUCUACAAUAUGGAGAGGGGAGCGCGCGACAAGUUGAUAAAUGAUUACAACACUAUGAGUAUAUGGGAUUUCAAUGAGAAAUAUGGUGACCUUUGGGAUUUUACCGUGAGCAAGGAUGAUAUUACCAAGAGAUAAAAUUUUUGUUCACCAAAAAGAAAUACACGUGGAUUCACACAAUAUCAAUAUUUAGAUAUAGACGUCCCCAACCUUUAUUUGUUUAUUUUCACAUAUUUUUAUAAACAUAAAGAAUCAAGUCAUGAAAUGUGUAUUUUUUUUUUUUGUGUAUUAUCAAUAGUUGAAAGUAUUAUGUAGUUAAUUAAAUAUACUAAUUUUUAAGAGAAUGUAAGUCACAUGAGAUAACAUACUUACUGUCGAA